GGGAAGGGGAGGACCGGAAUAAGGCACCGCGAGAUGGGAGAUGGAGUGGGGCAAUGAAUAAAUGAUUGCAGACGCAGACGAAGCUCGUUCUGCAGGUAACAAGAAGGGGAAGGGGAAGGGGAAGGGGAAAGGGAAAGAAAAGAAGGAAGAGGGAGGGAGGACGGACGCGGAGAGAAGUUGAGCGGCAUCGACAAACAGGCAUAUGACAAGAGGGGCAUCGGUGCGGGAUCGAUCGAAAGAGGCGACGACGAGGACCACGAGCGAGCGAGAAGGUGGAGUGGUUGCGGUGGGGGCAACGGUGGAUGGGGAGUGAAUGAUUAAGUCGCAGGGGGAGGGGGCAGCGGACGAAACGGGAGAGGAGGAGGAGGAGGAGGAGGAGCGCCGAGGGGCUGCCGGGACGGGCAGAUCAGAAGCAGAAGGAGAAGAAAAAGAAGAAGAAGAAGAAGGAAGAAGAAGAAGAAGAGGAGGAAGAGAAGAGCUGUACGACAGAGUUGCGGACUCUGAUUCUGCACCUGAUCAAUUGUAAGGCCCGUGUAUGUUCACGGUCCUGAAUUCUUGGAUUGGAUCGUCUUGAAGGAGUCAUCGAAGGCGGAAUCUUCUUUCUGUUUUAAUUUUAUUCCCGAGGGACAGAGAGAGAGAGAGUGUGCGGGGAGAGGCGGAGGAAGAGGAGGAGGAGGAGGAGGAGGAGGAGGAGGAGCAGAGAUGGUUUUAACACAGAGGCUUCACGAUGCGUUCAAAGGGGCAGUGGAGCGAAUCACCGGUCCACGGACGGUGUCUGCAUUUAAAGAGAAAGGUGUUCUAACUCCCGAUGAAUUUGUUCAAGCGGGUGACAAUUUGGUGGCUAAAUGCCCAACUUGGUCAUGGGAGGCUGGGGAUCCAAGCAAGAGAAAAGCUUACUUUCCUGCAGACAAACAGUUUCUCAUCACUCGAAAUGUGCCAUGCCUGCGCAGGGCGGUGGCCAUCGAAGAAGAAUAUGAGGCUGCCGGAGGAGAGGUAUUACUGGACACAGCAGAUGACGAUGAGGGUGAGGGCUGGCUCGCAACUCAUGGUGCACCGUCGGAUACUAAGAAGGAUCCCGAAGAAGUACCCUCAAUGGAUACAGUCGAAACUGAAGCAAGGAGUUGCAUCAACAUUAUACCAACAUACGCCGCCCCCGCCGUAGACGAUGAUGAUGACGUGCCAGACAUGGCAGAAUUUGAGGAUUCAGAUAAUGUUAUGCAGACCGAUGAGGCCACUUUGCAACAAACAUACCUGGUAGCACAUGAACCAGACGAUGACAAUAUUCUCCGAACUCGUACUUACGAUGUCAGCAUUACAUACGACAAAUAUUAUCAAACGCCUCGAGUGUGGCUGACUGGAUAUGACGAGACGAGGAUGUUGCUUACUCCUGAACGAGUGUUGGAGGAUGUUAGUCAAGACCAUGCCCGCAAAACGGUGACAAUUGAGGAUCACCCUCAUAUGGCUGGAAAGCACGCUUCUGUUCAUCCAUGCCGACACGGCGCAGUCAUGAAGAAGAUAAUAGAUGUUUUGAUGUCACGUGGAGUAGAUCCUGAAGUGGACAAGUAUCUCGUUUUGUUCCUGAAAUUUGUGGCGACAGUCAUUCCUACAAUAGAGUACGAUUACACCAUGGAUUUUGACCUUGGAGGUUCUCAACAAUAGCUUCAAGGGCCCUGCCGUCCACAUUUGGGAGGAUGCAUUUACCUCUCAGAUCAAGGUGGUCGUGUGAUCUGAGAAUUCAGAUCCUCUCUUACUCUGAACUGCCAAUACCUGAACUCUUGUUAAAUUUGUAAACAUCCAAAUAAAUGUAGAGGAUGGUGUCCGUACAUAUUAAAAUUGUGGUUAGUUUCUUGGGGAUUAAUAUCUGGACAUUCCUUCGGCAGUAGCCAUUGUUGCUGUCUUCAUUGAUCACGGGUCCUUUUGGUAAUGGCCUUAGAAACUGCGCUGAGGCAGACUGCAGUUGUGCUGCUGGUGCCUAGGUAGAAGAUCCGCCCUUAAGGUUAUGUAAUUAAUUGGAAGUCUGAUAUCAUGUGGUUUCAGUUGCCUGGGUCAUGCUGUUAACGUUACAGAUGAUCGAGUACCUCUCCUUCUAGAUGGCCAUUGAAACCAGGCAAUGUUUGUUGACCAGGUUCAAGACUUAUUUAGGACUUUAACUGUGUUUGAUCAUGUGGCGGUGUUGGUGGGUUAUUUCCUACCUCGGAUGAGAUGUAGUGCAGAUUGGCCCUGCACUAUCUGGUGAUGAUGGAAGGCAGACACUGUGGACUUUGAACCUGUACAAUGUUGGCUCUGUCCAGAUAUUAUGGUUCUUGGUUUUCUCCUUUCUCCACAUUUCAGUUGGAGCAAUGACUUCCGCCGUCAGGUGCCCUUCGUGGUGCCGAACUUGUACAGCAGGAAUUUCGUGGGCGGGUGGAGCUGAAAAGAAGUCGCAGCACGUUGACAUAUAGACUUCGAGUGUAAAUUGGAAAAAUUGGACGAGCCCUCUUGAUCGUCUGGAACUGGGAGAGCUGUUGGAAGUUACAACCGAUCUCCGGGUUCUAUCGUUAAACUGGUUGACCUCUCAUGCAGCUGUUGUAUCACAGGAACAAGAUUGGUGCUUCUUUGACAGUGGUUGGUGUUGAAAGUAGGGCUGAAUGCCUCGCCUGAAGUAUAGAAGGGGUGGGGAGGUGGGCCGUAGGAAGAACGUUGUUCUUUACUUUGGGAUCCAUGGGCUUGUAUCAAGAAUAUUAAAGAAAGAGAAUAGAUAUCAGAGGUCUGCACUGCCAUCUAUUGAUACAAAAUGCAUCUGGUAUUGAUUCGGCUACUCAAUGCUGGUUACGGUGUGUAAGGAUCACAUAGAGAAGAUUUUGCACCAGAACCACGAGGAGCAAGCUGACAUCUUGUCCAACUUCUUGUUCCAUGCGAAGAAAAUGUCUUAAGAUUAGCCAGACAAUCACGAUGUUGAGCCUUUUUCUGUGCUCAGAAGCCUAUAUAGGUGAACAGACAAAGAGCUUUAGCUGUCCUCGUUGAUUAUGAGAUAUCAAGAGUCCACCAUGAAUGUCUAGGGAGUCUGCAGAGUAGAUGAAUGAGAAUCAAUUGAUCUAUGUUGUUCCCUUAUCAGCUUGAGUUGUUCAUCAACUGUGCAUUUUUGCAGCAGAUUGAACUUAGACGACACCGCUAGUUUUCCUGAGAUCUGGAACCACCCGCUUUGGAUGUGUUAUACCAUGUUACGGUCAAUUCUCUUGGCAUGACGUAUAUUCUGAUGUGUGUUUGCUUUCGGCGCGUUUGUAGGUUUGCAUGUUGAGUUGCAAGUGAAUCAACUUUGUU
This is a messenger RNA of Marchantia polymorpha subsp. ruderalis, 3300 nucleotides long. The record is from the annotation of a GenBank genome assembly. Lineage: Eukaryota; Viridiplantae; Streptophyta; Marchantiopsida; Marchantiales; Marchantiaceae.